Messenger RNA from Microsporum canis CBS 113480, 525 nucleotides. RefSeq lists its product as hypothetical. The record is from RefSeq and is a predicted model, not a curated record. Gene Ontology annotation, molecular function: structural constituent of ribosome. The coding region runs from base 1 to 525 and encodes 174 amino acids. The transcript has 3 exons. Gene Ontology annotation, cellular component: mitochondrial large ribosomal subunit; ribosome. Lineage: Eukaryota; Fungi; Ascomycota; Eurotiomycetes; Onygenales; Arthrodermataceae. Gene Ontology annotation, biological process: translation.
AUGGCCUCCAUGCUUCCUGCUCAGCGGUCGACAGUCCAAUGCCUUCAGCGCAGCUUCACUUCUCCAGCUUCGUUUAACAGCUUGCUGCGAACAUCUGUUGCACAGUCGAGAAGUUCGCUAUCGCAAUCGUUCCCUACUUCUUCACGAACCAUCGUCACUCGCAUCACUCGACCUUUCUCCGCCCCGAAAUCUACACGAAGCCAAGCAAGUCUGCAGUCCCAGCAGCCUGCGCCAGCAGAAACCGCUCCUUCUCUCCCUCUCACUAAUCUACCCUACUUCAUCCGUCGUACCCCUUCAAACCAGUUGCCAAUCUACCUAGUCACCAAGGCUGGCGGCACCAAGCAGGAGACUCGAGUCCGGAAGACAGAAGGAGACCUUAAUGCCCUCCGAGCCGACCUGAUCAAAUAUCUUGGUCUUGAAAAUAGGCCGUCAGAGGUAUAUAUUAACCAGACAAAUGGACACAUUACGAUAAAGGGAUGGCGAAAACCAGAAGUCAUGCAAUUCCUCCUUGAUCGACGAUUCUAA